Molecule: messenger RNA, 312 nt
Organism: Oppiella nova
Lineage: Eukaryota; Metazoa; Arthropoda; Arachnida; Sarcoptiformes; Oppiidae
Source: the annotation of a GenBank genome assembly
AUGGCCCAGUUCGUACCGUUAGCAGCACCGCUCCUAGCAGUGGCAAAUGCCAUUGCUGAAAAUCAAAAUGCCCAACGUCAAAUCCAGUUAAGGGCUAAUGAAAAUCGCGAGGCUAUGGCUAUGAUUCAGAAACUAAACUCAGAAAACGCCCAUGUUAACAUGAAUAGGAUCAAGGAAAUGGCUGAGUAUACGCGUAAUAUGCAGACUGGCCUGACCACCAUAAUUGACCAAUGUCAUCGGCGCGAGGCUCGACAAGUGGCUGUUAUUAAUAAUCUGGUUGAAAACCAAAAAACCCAACAGGAUAACUUUAAU